Molecule: messenger RNA, 4665 nt
Organism: Ogataea polymorpha
Lineage: Eukaryota; Fungi; Ascomycota; Pichiomycetes; Pichiales; Pichiaceae
Exons: 1
Coding region: 1-1548 (515 amino acids)
Cellular component (GO): Cdc73/Paf1 complex
Molecular function (GO): DNA binding; RNA polymerase II C-terminal domain phosphoserine binding
Source: RefSeq, a predicted model, not a curated record
AUGAGUGACAGCGAUGACGAUUUGUUAGCGCUUGCUGGAAUCGGCUCAGAGGGAGACGAGAGCGACUAUGAGCCGGAAAUCCAGACCACGAAGCGUGCGGGCGGCCUCAAGCGCAAGAUUGACGAGUCGGAGGGCGAGCAGGACAACGACGACGACGAGUAUGGCGAGCAGGACCCGUACCCGCUUGAAGGCAAGUAUAAGGACGAUGCCGACAAAGCGGAGCUGCUGGCGAUGGACGAGGUGACAAGGGAACAGAUCAUCUAUGACCGUGAACAGGAGCGGGAGAAGUACAGGGAAAGACGGUUCCUGGCCCUUAGGGCGCGGCAGAGCAAGGCAGAGAGUAGUGCUAUCAAGGCAUCGCGGACAACGGGCAAGUCUUUACGGACGAGCAAGCUGUCUGAGCUGAAAAAACAGAGAGAAAGGAAGAACAGGAAGGAGAGCAGGGCAUACGACUCUGACGAGGAUGAUGUGGACGCUAACGAGCUCGCAGACGAGCAGGAGGGCUCUGAGGACGAGGAUAUGUACGAGGAGGAUUACGACAUCGACGACACAGACACGCGUCGCAAAAAGCACACCACCAGCGAUUAUGACGACAAGUACAACCAGGAUGCGACGUUGAAGGACCUGAACGCCAAGGUGCGUGCCAGUCGAACGAUAUUGUCGCGGUUCAUGUUCCGAGAUGAGUUUGACGCGGUCAUCCGCAACACAUACGUGCGUGUGAACAUUGGGGUGUCUCGGGAGACGGGACAGCCGCAGUACAGGAUUGCGCGGGUCGAGGAGGUGAAACGCGGUGGGAAGCCGUACCGGCUGCUGAACAAGCCGUGCGAUGUGUACUUGCUGGUGUCUCAGGGCGAGUCGAAGAAGCUGAUUGAUAUGGCGUGCAUCUCGGACUCCCCAUUUAGCCCGUCUGAGUUUGAUGCGUAUCGGAGACGGCUGGAGGAGUCUGGGCUGGAGCUGCCGUCUGUGGGCCAGGUAGACGCCAAAUUCCGCGAACUGCGCGACAUGUCGACGAGAAAGUUGACAGACGAGGACAUCAACAAGAUGGUGGCCAGAAAGGAGGCCAUCUCUGUGGCAGCGAUGGACUCGGGCAAUAGGGUCAAACGGCUGGCGCGGCUGCGGGAGGAGCUGCAGGUGGCUGUGGAGCAGCAGGAUGAGGCGCGUGUCGAGUCGUUGACGAAGCAGAUCGACGAGCUGGGCAAGUACGUGCACGCGGGACACAACGAGCUGAACAGAAUGGACCAAAUCAACCUGCGCAACAAGAAGAGCAACGAGACGGCCAUUCGCCGUGCCGAGAAACUGAACGUGGAGCACCGCCAGAAACAGAUUCUGAACAACAACUUCAGCGACCCUUUCUCGCGGCUGCGCACAAACCCAAAGAUCUUCUACUCGUCUGCACAGUCUGCGCAGAAGGAGAUGGCUGGCGAGGAGCAGCCGGUGCCGGAGCACACGGAGCACCGCGAAGAGUCGCCGCUCAAGUGCCAAUUCAUCAGGGACGGCAUCGACGCGGUUAUUGGGACGAUCGACUUCGACGUCCAGCUCCAGAUAUAGUGGUGUAAUAUUAGCAAUGCCUAUGUAAAUGCUACGUACUCGGUCAAAAACCGCUUGUCCUCAUCGCCAAGCCGCGCGUACACGUCCCGGAACCCACACAGGUUCUUGGCCGUGCACUCCUUGAAAAAGGCAGCGAGCAGCUGGCGGAUCUCGUCGCCGUGGUUGUCUGCAAGCGUCCUGCCGGUAUGCUCGUCCUCGUGGACGUACUGCUGCAGCUGUUCGAAUGACGGCACGCCCACGUCGUCCAGAUCUUCCCAGCCGUCAUCGUCGUCUGCUGGCUGCGGGUUCUCGGUCUGCUCUGUCUUCUGCGCCGACCGGACCUGGAAUUUGUACUCGUUGAGCAGCAGACGCACGAUCUUGACGUCUGCGCCUAUCUGCUCGUAGCGGACCGGCAUUUUGCGCGCCAUCGACCGCGUCACGAUCACGUCGUCCGGCACCUGGUUCGGCAGCACAUCGCCGUUGACCAGCGUGCGUUUCAGCCGCACGUCGUCCAGCUUGUAGAUCUCGAUGAACGCGCGGAUGUUGGACAGAAUCCUGUCGUAGCCUCGCAUAACUUCGAACGCCUGGAGCCACACAGGCAGCACUUUUUCGAGCGCAGAUUGGCCGUCGACCGCAAAGCCAGCAAGAAAAUCGACGGUUUGCUGAGGUUGCAACACUGUAAGCGUAUUGAAAAUCAAUACGAGGUUCUCGAUCGUGAUCAUCUCCUUUGCGGCCAGCAGCCGCAAGGUGGCCGCCUGCAAAAUGUCCUGGAAGUGCUGCCACACAGACGACUCGGUGCUGAAGUUUUCAAUGAGCAACACAAUCAGGUCGCCGAGCCGCACAAUGGCGCGGUCGCUCAUCGCCGGCGACAGAAAUUUCGACACGAUCUUGAGCAGCAGCUCGUUGCCCGUUGUGCCUGACGCAGCGUCGCGGUACGCGCGGAUCUGGGGCGAGCCUUUGGAGAGCAGCACGUUGAACACCUCAGACGACGACUGCAGCACCUCGUCGUCGUCGCAUUUGAGGAUCAGGCUGCAGAUGGACGGGAAAACCGCCACGAAGACGUCCUCUGGCAGCACCGCGUCAGAGCCCUGGCCGGCGUCGUUUGGCCCUGCGGGGCCCUUUAGAAACACAGCCAGCACCUGGAGUGCCAGAUCCAACUCCGGCGAGUACUCUCCGUUGGAGUCGCCAACCACCUUCAGCAGCGGCGGCAGCGCCUUGUAGCACAAUCCCACGUAGCUCUCCUCGGAAAUGCCCCUGAGCAGGUCCUCGACGCACUCGAGCGUUGACGCCGUGAGCGAGAAGUUCGAGCAGUCGCGGAAGCCGAGGUUCAUACAGAGCAUGAGCGUAGCCUCGUCUGUUGCAAGCGCACGGUUGUCUAUGUUGAUGAUGAUGGUGAGCGCCUCGAGAAGCAUGAUAUUGGUGUCUUCAGUGGCGGAGUCCAUGAGCUGCUUAACCAACUGGAGCAGCCGGGUCUGAAUGUCUGUGUUGAACUGUGACGAGGGAAUGAAGUGGUUGAAGUAUUGGAAUGCAAUGAGCACGGCCGCGCCCACGAGUUCGUGAUCCGCAUCGAGUGGCAGCCUCAAAAUCUGCUCCAGUGCACCCACGCCGCACUCUUUGAGAUACGACUCGUACUUCAUCAGAAACUUAGGUAUCAGCAUAAUGAGCCGGGCCGAAAGCAGCUGCGCACGGCGGAACUGCUCCUGAACCAGCUGCAGCAGGAAUUUGAGCAGCUCUUCAGGCUCGAACGACGGCUGCAGCUCGGCCUCGUUCGAGAACAGACACAUCAAUAAGUACGCCGUGCUCUCUAUCGUCACGUCAGGCGCGUCGGCACGCACCUGUGCGGUCAGCUGCUGCACGAGCUCGGCCACCAUGGCGCCGUUCAGCUCCGUGUUGGCGGUCUCGAGCAGGUCUCUUGUCGCGUCGCGCACAACGGUGCCGCUCUCGAUGGUGAGUUCUGUCUCGACACCGACAAAAUCGUUGAAAUCGGCUUGGUAGCCGGCCUGGGCCUCGCGUGGCAGCACGUUCAGCUGGACAAGCAGCGCGCACAGCUCGUGCACGGUCGUUUCCGGCAGAAACGUGCCCGGCAGGUCGGCAAGGGCCUGCAAAAACGCGAUUGUGCCGGCAAUGGCGGCCGCCACCAGCUCUGAGGAGUCGAUGCGCUCGAUGUGCACGCUCUGGAACUCGUUCAGGUCCGAAAACUGCGCGUUGGUGGCAGCCUCGAUAUCUUCGGCAGCCAAUAGCGGCACAUACACGGCAGCUGCGGAAGCCAGCUCGCGGACAGCCGUGUCGAGCAGCCGUGGCGCGUGUGGCGCAAUAAGUUUGGGAAAGGUGUUGGCCAGGGCACUAAGACAGCCAUAAAGCUCGUUCUUCAAGCUGAUAAUAACCAGCGACCGUAGUAGGGCUUUGUUUGCAACCAGCUGUGCGGCCAUUGCGGCCAAGAGGUCCACCAGCCGCGGCACCACCUGGUCGACAAACUGUUUGCGGGCCGGGUGGUCGCUCACUUCGGCGCUGUUGAAGACAUCGACGACCGUCUUGAGCAGCUUCAGUGUCUGGGCCUUGAUCUGGAAGUUAUACGAGUCCGAGGUCAAGAUCAUCUCGCAUGUCUGCAGAAUGCGCACCGACACGCCGCCUUCGAAAAACUGCUCGUCCGGAAUGAGGUCGUCAAACAGGUCCCGCAGCACAGUUAACGAGCCAAGCACCUGGUACGCGGUGCUGGUCUUGUCGGUGGCGGUGGCGUAGAGGUCGCUGAGCAACGAGGGCCAUUCGUCCGGGUAGUCCACCGCAGAGAUCUGUGUGAUGGCGUAGCUGGCGCCAUUGCGGAUUUUGGAGUCUGGGUCGCCAACGAGUUUGAGCAGGCAGUCGCGCACGUACUGCUUCGCAGUGGGUGCGAUCGUGGACGGGCCCUCGUACGAGUUGAAGGCUGGAGACCAGAACAUAGGAACAAGGCGUUUCACGUGCAGCAGCGCUCCCUGUCGCACGGCCAGAUCAAGGUGAGGAGAGGUGCCGACCGCGACAAGGGUGCACAAGGCCUGGCUGGGGUCGGAACGGACCAAUUGGUCGAAUUCCUGCUCGGCGCGGGCUCGCAAAUAAUUAUCAGGAUUUGUCUGAUGCGAGAUCAGCUGGGCAACCUGGGAUUCC